UGGGCUCACUCCUCCCUCACUUUACUUCUAAUGGAAUCACAGAACAAUAUAAAACGUCUUUUGUUGCCGUGUUUGUGUAACACUUUCUUCUGGCAGCAGCAGCGGUUUAAUUUUGCCAACUCUACCAUGCGUGCAUCUCCUCAGAAGGAUCCAAAUUUCCUUAAUGCAACACAGUACAUUUUAAUGUUGAAAUAUACCUAUUUGUAUGACUUCUGUGACCAGGCGGUUUUACUGGCGUGUUUGCCAAGUCUAGUCCUAGUGUAGCAGAGAGUCAACAGAAAUAAUGUUUCAUUGAAAACAACAAACGUGGAACCUUUCUUUGUCUGUUAAGUAAUAUGUGCUUGGGAAAGCUGCGUAAGGUAAAUUUGGGCUUUCUAUAUGCAUGUGCUAUAAUAAGCUCUAACAGGUGUCUUUGCGGCCCUCAGAGGCCGCAGGCUUUAAUAAUGUGAAUGUAAGAAGGCUGAAAGCCUCAUUUGACCCUGGGUGACUUCCAUACUCACUUGUGUACAGAAACUUAGCCUGCAUAUGCAGUUUGCACCUCUACGAAGGCGUUUACGCUCUUUUCUGACAUUACACAAUGUUGCCAUGUUUGCACGUGGCUUCAUUUCACACACAUGUAAGUGAAAAAAAGAGUCCCCCUCGACUGUUAUUAUCCUCUGCUGGGAUUCCCUUUAACCACGACAGCGUAAUUUCCAUAUUCUGCACCCUUGAGUUGAAUUAUUAUCACUCCAGUCACUAGACGCACGAGCCUAUCAACUCCUGCUCAGCACCCAUCACGUUUUUAUUCUAUAGAAUAUCAAAAACCAAGAACUUUUGUCGCAGAAAUUAUGUUACGAAACUCGGCAUCCUUGGCUUUCACAACAGGGCGGAACGCCAGCCUCUCAGCCAAUAGGGCUGCGCGCUGCUGCGCCACGUGAUCCUUAUUUAUGUAAUGUGAUGGUGUUACACAGUAACCCACCUUUGUGGCUGUGCAUACAUCGAAACAGCGGGUUUGAAAGCCAGACAACGACUACUUAAAAGAAAAGAGUACUAAUGGGAAAAUAUUCUGGCGUGGUUCAGUGUUGCGUUUAUGGAGUUCAGAGCGGGGCGUUGAAUUGGGAGAGUUUUGUUUUAUUCAGCGUGCGUGAACGGGGAAGACGUUAGGAGUCCCAAACCGAAGACGAAGUUAGGGUUAGAAAUGGACAGUGUCAAUGGAUACAUCUUAUCUGCAAAGGGAAUUUGUAAGGUGAGGGUAAUAGCUCAAAUUUAGCCUAGUUAGACAGAAACGGAUGUGAUCAAAUUCACUGUAUCGCUAGCUCUCAGUGUGUUAAUGGUCCAUGCAGUACUAUUACACAGACCAGCCUCUCCAUCUGCAUCGCUUUGACGGGAAAAAAAAGCAACACUUUACCGGGUGGGACUUUCUUUUUUCAUUUUUUUUUCACCGGUGACAUAACCCAUCCACCAUGGAUCUGCUGGAGUGUCCGCUCUGUCUCUUCCUGAUGUGCGAGCCGGUGACCAUGUCGUGCGGUCACACGUUUUGCCGGAGAUGCGUGGGGGGCUACCUCCCGUCCAAAUGCCCGUCGUGCAAAGAGAGGUUAAAACAACGAGAGGUGAAAAGCAUGAGGAACAACGUCUUGCUCAUCAGCGUCGUGGAGAAGUGCUGCCCCGGCGAGACGAAGACGACGUGCCAUUUACAGGAGAAGCUCAAAGCCAACGACUUCACCGAAGCUUUACGCAUCGCAAGCGAGGGGCUCCACUUAGUCCCCAAUGAUCAGAGUUUGAAGCUGCAUAGAGCCGAAGCUAACUGGGGCCUGAUGCGUUUCUCCGACGCUCUGACAGACCUCGACUACCUCUGCUGCCUUCGUCCUAACUGGACCGAGGGCUUCUUUCGUAAAGGGACUGUGCUGCUGGAAAUGGGUCAGCAGACGGACGCCCUCGUCCAGUUCCAUCGUUGCCUAAAACUUCAAGCUGACUUUGUCCCUGCAAAGAGCCAGAUCCAGAAGAUUCUGGAGGUGGAGGGCAUGGCAGUGCCGGACGAGGUGUCCUGCCUCUUGCAAGUGGUGUCCGAGUACUUGAAAGGGCCCUGUCCCAUUACCAGCCUCAGCGGCUCUCAGGGGCCGACUCACCCCGAGGGCCUCAAACGUCCACGCGGGGAUGACGGAGAGGGAAACGAGGGGAGAGAGGCCCACCAGCACAACACGGGUACCGAGUGCUGCCUCAGCCUCUGCCAAGCUGUUUCCUUCCUCCCGGCUGCGGAAGAGGACGAGGAGAUGAUGAUGAGGAGGGACGACGGGCAUGGCAGGGGUGAAAGCGGUCACAGCAGAGAGAAAACUCUGGGAGUUCUCACCGUGUCGGACUUUGAGUGCCCUCUCUGCAUUAGGUUGUUUUUUGAGCCAGUCACUACUCCCUGUGGUCACACCUUCUGUAAAAACUGCAUAGAGAGGAGUCUGGACCACAACCUCCGCUGUCCACUCUGCAAACAGCCACUACAAGAGUACUUCAAAAACAGGAAGUACAACCCCACAGUUCUGCUUCAGGACAUCAUGACCCGCCUUUUUCCCUCCCCGCUGGCUGAGAGGAAACAGGUCCAUGACACCGAGAUGGCUGAACUGUCCAAUCUAACUACAGACAUCCCUAUAUUUGUUUGCACGGUGGCCUACCCUGGAGUGCCGUGCCCGCUGCACAUCUUUGAGCCUCGAUAUCGGCUGAUGAUGCGCCGCUGCAUGGAGACUGGCACCAAACAGUUUGGCAUGUGCUGCUAUGAGCAUGGCAAGGGGUUUGCAGACUAUGGGUGCAUGUUGGAAAUCAACAGUCUGGAGCAGCUGGCCGAUGGCCGGUCCUACGUGGACGCAGCGGGAGGCAACAGAUUCAAAGUGGUCAAGAGAAGUCAGCGAGAUGGCUACCACACCGCUGAUAUCGAGUACCUGGAGGACCUCAAGGUUGAUGGUGGCGAGUUGGAGCUUUUGGAGCACCUCCACGACAGCGUGUACCAGCAGGCUCAGGACUGGUACCAGCGCCUCGGCAACCGCAUUCGCGAGCAGAUCAACAGACAGUACGGCACCAUGCCAGACAAGGAGGAAAACAUUCAGGCCUCCUCCAACGGUCCGGCCUGGUGCUGGUGGCUGCUGUCUGUCCUCCAGCUGGACCCCGCCUAUCAAACCACUGUCCUGUCUCUGUCCUCGCUCAAAGACCGCUUGGGACACCUCCGCCUCGUCCUGGAGUACUUCUCUCAGAGCUAGACCCCCACAGCUCAGUGGUACUGUGACAACAUCUUAGCCGAGAGUCAGUGGAAACCAAUGAAUGCAUCCACACCGCAGAGUUUGGGGUUGGGCCUCCUCUGAAUCUUAACGUCACAGCCCAAUGCCAAAUCAACCUGGUCUAUCAAUACACCCUUUUACAGUUUGUAAAGAUUGAGGACGUACGUAAGCGUGCGCACGCGGUUUGGCAACAAAAGCAGUCGUUUUUUUUUUUUUAAACAGUCCAGUGGUAGUCAACAUGUUUAAUAGCUUGCAGCCAUAGAAGUCGGCAGUGUUGCGGUUUAACGAGUGACCGUGUCAGCUGGUGACUCUCGGCGUCUGUGGUUGCUCGCAGUGACGGCAGCCGUUGAAAAACACAAAAGGAACGUGAAGGUGUCCCAGUGAAAGCCUUCCAAUUAAACUUUGAAAUAUGGUAAAUAACUAUUGCUAUUAUUGAGUCUGCUGUUGGAAUAUCGAUUCUGACAACCAAAACAUGCAACAACCAAACGUUUGGAUGCUGGCAACAGUUUUAAGUCAAUAUUUAAAGCUCGCUAACUCAUCUGGAUGGCUCGGGGCAAAACGCCUCUUCCGUUGCCAACGUGUGCACGCAUACCUUUGAUGACGUCUGCUGUAAAAGGGUCUAUAGCAGAAAGAUUUUAGCAAAAAAACAAAAAAAAAAAACUGCAGUUGUACAAAGUUGGGUUUUUGCUGUUUGCAUGUUAUCUUUCUUACAAGUUUUUUUUUUUUUUUUUUUUUUUUUUUCUUCAAGCGAGGAAUUCAAGGGUUCAGAGGUCUUUCUUAUUACACGCUGGACUUGCUGCAACAGUAACAACUACAGGGUUGACCAACGAUGCUCAUUAUUUAGGUCAAAAGUGCUAAAUUAUUGUUUGUUGAUCGGCUAAAUCAGCUUCAGAUAAUGGUGCUGAAAAUAGGCACUAGGUGUCACUGUUAUUUAUCAUGAACAAGCCGCAUCAGCAAAGCUAGUACAGUGUACUGCACCGUCAUGUGUUGCCUCUUCAAAUCAGACCGGCAUUAACAUAGCUUCGUUUGGACUUUGCACACCGCAGGAUUAAAGUUAUUAGGAUAUUGUUGAAGGGCACUACUUGUAAUACUUACAUUUGAUCUGCUACCAUCUAUUGGCCUUGGCAGCCAUUGACGAUGGCUUAUUUUAUACUGUUGAAUAAACGUAAAUGAUCCCUAUUUAGUAUUAAAUAUUGCAAUAAUUUAUAGUUCCACAUGGAUGAAAGCUGCUGCUGUGACUGCUGGAGGUCUCUCUGGAUGCCCGUUUGUCAUCAUCUGGUGUGAAGUGAAACGACGGCAAUGAGGAGACGCAGUCAGCUUUGUUUUACAAUACGAGCCGGUGUGAUGAUGUAUGGUGAUGGACGCAGCGCUGUGUGCACGCGUGUGUGUACCGGCUGUAAAUAAUGAGUCGUGUUUCUUUCUCCGUCGCCUAUCUCCAUAUAGCGUGCUAUUGUGUUUCGCUACCGUCGCAUCAGGCUCUCUCGACAGUGUUCGACAUGUCUUUGUGCGGAGAUGGUUGUGAUAUAAUUAAGCUAGGGUCAGACUGCUGUGCGUCUGUGUAGGUCGCAUCACCUGCGUCGGGCCCCUGCUGCGUCUCCCCGUCUGACUGGCCCCCUGUAAACCACCAGUGAUGGUGCCUUUGAGUGCCUGGGCCAACUCGCCAAGAGACCGGCAAGUCUUAGAGUUUUCUACACCACAUAAUGUGAUGCACUUUUCUUUUUUUUUGCCAUUGAUUUGUGUUGAUAUAGUGCUACAUUCCAUGGAAUGUUGAAGCUGCAAUGUUACGUAUAGUUAAUUUACUAACAAAUACAGGCUUAACUGGGUUUAUUUUUUACUUUAAUAAACGUGCCAUCGAUAUUUCUAUGUUGUGUGUUUUCAAGGAACAGUAAGCUAAAUAGUCACUUCGUUUGUUUGUCUACAUCACGGACUCCGACGUUGGUCUUCAACCCUCAUGCCUUCUCGUGUGGUGGACGUUGAACUACCAUCUUUUCACGGCCAACAUAUCACUUCAAAGAAAUAGUCCAGCAAACGCACUGAUGGAAGCAGUUUGUGUGAUGCAGAACAGCAGCCUUGCUCGUGUGAUAUUGUAGAUAUCGUUUAGAAUAAAAAGGGGGAAUCUUGAGACUUGAUACGCACAAAACAAUAGUCCCACUAAAGGGCGAAGCAACGGAUGGACUGAUGGAUUCUGAGGCAGCAUUGGUUGCGUCACAGACUAACCACUGAACGCUGACCUGGGAACUUACACUCUACUUGAGGUCAAAUAACCUUUUUUACCAUCUUUUUAAGAUUGGUUAAUCAACCUCAGUUAAUAUCUACUGAUGUUUUUUGAAGCCGUCCGUGAUUGAAAUUGGCGUCAAAGACUUUAAUGUGCCAGUUAUCACAACACGUCUCCAAAGCUAGUAUCGUUGAUUUCCCUGAAAAAAAAAAAAAAAAAGAUACUCAUCCUUAAGAAAAAGGUCAGUUUCUCGGUGCUACAUGACACGAUUAAACCUCACACUCAAAUAAAAAAGGAUUGAGAUUCUUAUCGAAGUUUUGUGAAUGAGCGGCCUCUUUGUGAUAAACGCACGACUACAAGCCCCGCAGCCUGUUGGGCAUCUCAUCGGAGAAGAAAAUAUUUUUGCACAAUUACUAAUUUUGUGCAUUUAUUGUUUCUCUCUUUUAUCAAAUCACGCAUAUUUCUGUGCGUCUCCUUCAGUACUUGUCGCAUUUAUUGAAUACAAUAGUGAUGUAUGUGGUUCACAGUUAUCGGUCUCAUAUUCGUUUUACUUUGUUUCAAACUGAACUUAAUCUCUGCGCCAAUGUGCGAUUUUACAUCCUGAUAAAAUGCUAAAUACAUUUGAAAAAUAAACGAUUGUAGCCCACAUGGUUUUGAUCCAACUAAUGGCCAAUUUAAUGUCUAAUUUGCCUUAUCUUUUGAAAACUAACCUCUCUCAGCACAGUCAGGACUUUUCAUGCACUCAGUAUCAUUGAGCAGAAAAUGUCCAACACAGUUAAAAACAAUUUGCACCAAAUCCACAUUCUCUAAUGCAGAACACGGAGCAUUAUAAGUGACCCGUUCUUGGCAGCGAUUGGCCCGUGAGAGCCAGUCUUACACUAGAAAAGCACCAUGGUGGUGUGUUCUUGCCGUGUGCCGCAGCUCGCAGGAAAUGUUGGCCGGUGUGGUCAGACCGGUCCGUGGACAGUAUGAACCAGAGAGACGCGCGUUGUUGUUCCCUACACUCUGUGCUCGGAUCACCAACACAUUUAAAACACACUGAAACUGAAGCAAUUUCUGUUUGAUUCACUUGUAUUCAGUCCACCUCAAAGCCAAGGGCAGUAAAUGAUCUUGAUCGUAUUAUUGUUUAUUCGCUUGCCCCCCUGGAUGACUUUUUAAAUGUUAUUAUAAAUAAAGCUUUUCAAAACAAAA
This is a messenger RNA of Anarrhichthys ocellatus (wolf-eel), 6642 nucleotides long. RefSeq names its product LON peptidase N-terminal domain and ring finger 4 (gene lonrf4). Lineage: Eukaryota; Metazoa; Chordata; Actinopteri; Perciformes; Anarhichadidae. The transcript has 12 exons. Bases 1443 to 3218 code for a protein of 591 amino acids. The record is from RefSeq and is a predicted model, not a curated record. Gene Ontology annotation, molecular function: ubiquitin protein ligase activity; protein binding.